Messenger RNA from Nasonia vitripennis (jewel wasp), 4644 nucleotides. RefSeq names its product ubiquitin-conjugating enzyme E2-24 kDa (gene Ubc2). NCBI's taxonomy places the organism in Eukaryota, Metazoa, Arthropoda, Insecta, Hymenoptera, Pteromalidae. The record is from RefSeq and is a predicted model, not a curated record. Gene Ontology annotation, cellular component: nucleus. Gene Ontology annotation, molecular function: ubiquitin conjugating enzyme activity. Gene Ontology annotation, biological process: protein polyubiquitination. Bases 569 to 1129 code for a protein of 186 amino acids. The transcript has 6 exons.
GUGCGCGAGGUAAGGCCUCAGAUCCAUUGUUCACGCGACUGCCUCUCCUCCCCCCUUCUCUCUCUCCUCUCUACACACUGUUUUGACUUUUCUUUUUACUCUCGAGUUAAACUGUUAAUGUACAUACAUACGCACGCAUGCAAGAGUAGCUCAACUCUCUUCUGUUUCUUUUCUUUUCCGCGCCCACAAGCUCAACUCUUCGAGCAGUUCGCUGUUCGAGCGUUUGAGCACGCACACAUGGGUUGGUGGGUACCUAAUACCUAUAAGUAUACUUACUGCACACAGAACAGAACACUGGCGCGCACUCACACACACACACACCUCUACUUUAGACUGGAGAGAGUCGUUCUGUUCGUCGUUUCUCGUUUGGCCCGUGUGGCGCUGACCAAGUGCCUACUACUCAUCUCUGCCCUGUCCCGAGCAUCAGUUAGAUCUUUUUCGAGCAAGUGUCGAGCAGUCGAGAGGACGAAGACACGUCCUCCCCGUUAGCCCGAAGCAGCUCGGCACUAUCAGCUUGCACUGCAGUCCUAUAUUUCCGCCGCUUUCUCUGGUGCUUUAUGUAAAGAUCAUGUCAUCUGGAGCUGGGUCUAGUGGCACUGGCAGAGGCCGUGGAUCAUCUUUGGCUGACAACAAGCCGGAAAAUAAAGAGGCCAAACCUAAUCCAAAGAUGUCUAAGGCAUUGGGAACUUCUGCCAAAAGGAUACAAAAGGAAUUGGCAGAAAUCACUUUAGAUCCUCCUCCAAAUUGCAGUGCUGGGCCUAAGGGUGAUAAUCUGUAUGAAUGGGUUUCUACAAUUCUGGGACCUCCAGGAUCAGUAUACGAAGGUGGUGUUUUCUUUUUGGACAUACAUUUUUCUCCAGAAUACCCUUUCAAACCUCCAAAGGUAACCUUUCGAACACGUAUUUACCACUGCAACAUAAACAGCCAAGGAGUUAUAUGUUUAGAUAUUCUUAAGGACAAUUGGUCACCAGCAUUGACUAUUUCAAAAGUUCUGCUGUCCAUUUGUUCUCUUCUUACAGACUGUAAUCCUGCGGAUCCUCUGGUUGGUAGCAUAGCGACACAAUAUCUGCAGAAUAGAGAGGAGCACGACCGCAUAGCACGCUUAUGGACGAAACGUUAUGCGACAUGAACAAGUCGCGCGAUAACGCGAAGAACUCCUAUCAAGUCUCAUGCCAAUUUUAUAGCCCACACAAUAUUCAGAAAACGCUGGCUCGGGUAAUUUGUAAAACGUUUUUCCGACAACAUUAUUAAUAGACAAGUAAAUUUUUCCACGACAGAAUAUACCAGCACAAUGCAUAAAUGAGUCGGGGAUCUUGUCACCGCUCAUUUUCGCAAAUUUGCAUUAGAAUCAUACGCCCGAUCUGUUUAUUUUUCAUUUUCAAUGAUCGUAUCGGGGCGCGACGCGAUGUCUUUUACACCGUGCUCGUUUCUUCAUUGAUUACACGAUAGUGAAAACUAUGCAACAAGAAGAGACGUAGACAGUGCUCAACUUUGUUCGCGCCUCUCGGCCGAAGGUCUAAUCAUGAUAUGCACAGUGUGCCUGAAAAUGAACAAUGUAUUAUGUGUUGAGGCAUGAGAAUAAGGAGUAUUACUUUUUAAUUUCGAAAACGACAAAAAGUCACGCAAAAGAAUCAUGGAAAGGGUUGCUUUUACACUGCAGAACGAAGAUGGUGAAAGAAAGAUUUUUUUGUCGAGAGGAGAGGAUAACCACGACGAUUUAGUAUUUAAUUUACAACACGAAAAACUAUAAUUAACGAUAUACUCCUAAGUUAUAAGUAAUUAGGUACUUAGGCAAUAAGAACAAGAAUGUCAGGAGGCUCGGCUGUCCCGGUCGUUGGUUUUUUUUCCAUCUUUCGACAUACUGGUGAUUAGAUUUUAUUUUUCUCUAUUCCAUUUUAUCGUUAUUUAUUUUUUAUUUUCAAAAGCUCGACGUUUUAGAAACCACAAUUGGUAAACUUUUCACAAGGCUAAUCGAUAUUUUUUUUUAAUUGUAGUUGCAUACAUGAAUAAAACUCGUUUUUUAAAUUAUUUUGUUUUGUAAUAGUCGCAUAUAGUUAGUAACCUAAAUUGAAAUAAACGCUAAAAAAUUAAUCUCUGUACACCGCAAAACUAUUUCACGAGUUGACUACAAUUUUAGUAUACGCAAGUAUGAGCACCACGAACAGAUUAAGUAUAUUGGGGCCAGCUAUAUCAUAUUGUUCUUCAAAAAUUAAGUGAAAUGAAAAAUUUAGCAAAUCAAUUGUAAAUAAGUAUCAUUUUUUCUGUACAUUUACAAACGUGUUCGUGGCCGUCGAGAAAUGCUGAACUUACGAAUUUGUAGUCUCGCCUUUUCUGUUUGCUCAUCCGCGAGACAAUUAUUUUUUAUAUACAUUCAUUAAAAGCAAAGCUUUCAAGCAUGUGUCCGUGCGUUUUUUCGUAAGUUUUGAACUCAGCGGCGAGGCGUUAACUAUUAGAGAACAUAAUUGCGAGAAUGAAACUAAAUGAAACAGGAGUUGCGGGUUAUUAUUACUCAGUUAUAUAGGUUGAACGCUGUUCUUCAAAUGAUAAUUUUAGACGAUGAACGUGAAAAAGUUUGAAAAUUUAAGUGUUUUCUCCAUACAGAAUGAAAAAGAUUCAAAUCAGGUUUUCUGCCAACACGUAAUACAUAAGACAACAAAUUUAACGAUUUAAAAUGCCCAUUUUAAAAAAUCUGAAUAAGGUACUGACUUUUUAAGACAUUCUUCAUGCUUCCACGUUAUUUUUGUAUAAGCGAUAGAGUUGUAAAAGCAAGGCGGACUAAUCCACUUUGUAAAUAAUUGACUCUGCGUGCGUAGCCGUUCGAUUAUAAACUGUAGUUGUCUGUAAGAUAUUAAGUGUAUCUUAAUAAUUGUUAAAUGAAGUGUUAGUAAGCCAGUUCACAGUCCGUAGCGAAAUCACGGGAGAAAAAGGCAAGUGAUUGUAAAAAAAAAGAUAUCAGACAUAAUUUACGUGGUUUGAAUUCAGGUGCGACUGCGACGACCGAUCGGACGAAAAGUUAUGAGCCAAAACGUAAAGCAAGAGGAAAGCUUAGCAGAAAAAUAGAUUCGGUGCAAACCUGUACAGGUCAUGUUUCCUUAGAGCUAUAUAAAUGAAGAAAUAAUAGUUGGUCGCGUUGAGCCGUAAUAAGAUUAAUAAGAGAGAAUCAAGCAAAUGAUGAAAUGUUGUAAAUAUCUUAGGCCUGGAGUUUGCUAUACACUUCUAUACUACUGCUGCUACUGCUGCUUCUACUCGAAUUUUUUAUGAUAAAAAAAGGGAAAUGAUAAAAGAAAUACAAAUCGCGACUCGCGUACCUCGCGCGAUUUCUAAUUGAGCUGCCGACUUUGCAAACUCAUCUAUAUAUUAUAUAAUGUACGUUCCAAGUUUUCUUUGAGAUAGCGAAAUGAGAAGAAUUGGAACAUUGAGAGAUGACGGAUGUAUGUAGGUGCACGCGAAAAAUGAGGAAGAAUCCCUCUCUCUGGACUCGCACUUCUACGAGAACAUUCUGUUACCAUAUAAAUCUGCGCUUCGUAUCUACUCCGUAACUACCUUUUUACUGUAAUGUACUAUAUGUCUGUCAUACUAUUUAGCCACGCAGAAACGAAAAGUCCGGAUUUGAAAGAUUUGCGCUCCAAGCGUUUUUCAUCUUUGAUUUUAAUUUCACUAACUAUCUAGGAAUCUCAAGUUUAACGUAAAUUAACAUCCCAAGGAAUCGUACGAGAAUUAGCCUUUUCCAGUUAUUUUCUCUGCCUGGAGCAAUCGCUAUCGAUCGUUGACUUCUUUUAUUAUUAUUACUUCUUCAUGCAGUUCAUAAAACGCGCAUCUUUUGAGUCGGCAAUCGAAGAAGCAAGAAAAACGACGCCUACAGUUUCUUUUCUUCCCUUUGCACAUAAGUAUAGCACAAAGCGCGAAUGAUCGGUUGGCACAUGUUCGAGGUUUCUUCCGUACGUUACUACGUUUGAUUUCGCAGUUUAUAGAUGAGCAAGUGUGAGCAUGCCAAAAUUGAAGAUUAAAAAGCUGACUUAAGUAGUAGAAAAACAGAGCGAAAGAGAGGUUGCGUGAAAGAGGUGCCGGUCUGUCCGUUCAGUAGUUGUAAAACUGUUGAACCCCUGGAAUAUAAGCAAGAGAUUGAAAGAAGAAGAAAGAAUUGAACUACAGCUGCGGCAAAACGUCUGGUCCGAACGGAUCGGUAUCUUUUGUGUAAAUACAUUCUCGUGAGAUUGUAUUGACUUGACUCGAUUGUGCCGUUGUGCGCGAAAUCCGUUUGUGUAUAAUGUUAGCGAUCAGAAGUGUAAAAUUGAAGUAUGUAGAAAAGCGAUAUCAAGGAAAAACUUGGCUCAAUCGAUCGAUCGAUGAUUAAGUAGUUGUAAGUUGAACGAGCGAAGGGGAAGCAAACUAAAAUCGACGGGAACGAGAAAAGGAUUGCGCGCGGACGAUGAUCGCAGAGACGGAACGAGACGAAAGAAAUUUGGUCGCUGAAUUGGUUUCGUGUGAUUCGUGCAAUGAAUCGAUAGGUUUCCAAGUCCAGGCUGACUUCACGCGUGCAUACCUAUACGAUAGAGACUCGCCUCUAUCUGACAUAAUAUUAGUAAAUGUUAGUCUGCUAGUUAGUGGCAUUGAUAUGAAAGUGGAAUAAAAUAUUAUACUCAA